CAGCAAACGAGUUACGGUUUUAAAGCGAUAGCUCGGUGUCGGUAAGCGAACACCGUCGGACGCUCCACUCUUUGGUCUAUCCAACAAAAGUAGCUGCAGCAUCAACCGCAGCAGCCUGCUUAAACACACAAGCUUAUGAUACACACUUGCUGGUUACCGAGUAAGGGGCCGGUGUCUCGGAGUCUAAAUUUAGCCCAGCGACCAGACGUCCGCGACUGCGACUAAAACGACGAAGUGUGAAUUUUCCAAGCGUAGUAGAAAGGCGGCCAGUCGGGGCCAAGGUCACCGCGAAUCUUCGCCCCCGCGAGUGGCAAGAUGGCAGUUGAUUUCUGGUUCCUUCUCCGAUUGGAACCCCUCACCUUCCUUCCGCCCCGCGGGGGUGAAGAAUCGUGCCCCCAGCACGAGCAGCGGCGCUAAUCGCGUGCAGUACUUCUGUAAAUAAAUCUCAAAGAGGGAACGGUGCCGAGAUAACUCCUCGGGAGGAGGCAGGCGGGAGGCGUCGCGACGCUCAGCGCGCGGCGCGGCCCAGAGAACGUGGUGGUUGGUAUCGACCCGGAGGGUGGCGAGCGCUAGGCGCACGCCUGGACGCCGCCGACUACUGGAAGAAUGUCGUGCGACUGCGGUGCGCUCGGUGUAGCCCGGCCAGUGCCCCGCGCGCGGGCGGUUCAUCUGAUCAUUCGGCUGUUCGGUUGACGGUGCGAGUCGCGGCCGCAGCGGAGCGCCCUGACCUGGCGACCACAAAACGCGCCACGCCUCGCCCAGGAGGCGGGUGACCGACCCGGGUCGAGGAGCGCCUCGUCUCCGAGUCCUGGACAUUGUGCGUGAAACACGUCUGCACUCGAGUGUCGGGCAUUAGCGACCGCUGACAUGCGGACGAUGAGGGCCUGAGCUUGGACAAGAGACUGAAGCAUGGCGCAGAGGUCCGAGACCUCGAACGAGGAGUCCUAUCUGAGCUCGGGGCGGCCGUCGAACCUCCUAAAGACCUCCUUCUCGAACGCCAAGCUCGAGCGUCUCUACCGGGCCUCCUCGCUUCAGCAGCGCCGCGGUGGGUUGCACUGCUUCCUAUUCUCCGCCAUUCUCUUCGACGUCUUCACCCUGCUCUCGCCCGAGGCUGAGACCCCGGCGAGGGGACUCACCGGCGUCUUCCUUGGCGCCAACAUCGCCCUUCUCGCUUGGGCCCAGCGUGGUGCCAAGGCCAGGGACUUCGUCUGGUCUACCGUCACACUCGUCGCCUGGCACAUCUCGAUUGCUCAGAUACUGGUUCAGCUCUUCCUCAAGUCCACCGAGGUGACACCGCGCGACGGCCUCGGCUGGCUUCUGCUCCUGCUUUACCUACUCUUCGCCACCCUACCGCUAAGGCUGUCCUUAUGCUCGCUACUGGCCCUUGGCAGCGCCGUUGCCUACAUCGUGACGGUCGUUGGACUGUCGAAGGCCCCUUCGCAGAUACCGAUCGAUGUGCUAAUACUGACGGUCACACUGUCGGCCGGCGCCGCUGCAUUGGGGGCCUCGAGUUACUCCUUGUCGGAGUUUCAGCAGCGUAGGGCCUUCCUCGAGACUAGACAGAGCCUCGAAGUUCAGCUGAUAAUUGAGGAGCAGAGUGCGGAACAGGAGCGCCUGCUGCUUAGCGUCCUGCCGGAGCACGUAGCCGUGAAAAUGCGGCAGGAUUUGGGCGCGUCGAUGGACACCCAGUUCAAGAAGAUAUACAUGUCGAGGCACGAGAACGUGUCCAUAUUAUACGCCGACAUUGUCGGGUUCACGGCGAUAUCGUCGACCUACAGCGCCAGCGAACUGGUCAAGAUAUUAAACGAACUUUUCGCUCGAUUUGAUCAGCUCAGUGAACGGUACGAGCAACUACGUAUAAAAAUCCUGGGGGACUGUUACUACUGCAUAAGCGGAGCCCCGGUUGAGCGACCAGAUCACGCGGUGCUCUGCAUACACAUGGGACUGUCGAUGGUCGACGCCAUAAAGUACGUUCAGCAGACGACGAAUAGCCCGGUCGACAUGAGAGUUGGAAUUCACACGGGGGCUGUUUUGGCCGGUGUUCUUGGACAGAGGCAGUGGCAGUUCGACGUCUACAGCAAGGACGUUGAGCUCGCUAACAAGAUGGAGAGCAGCGGAAUGGCGGGGAGGGUUCACAUAUCGAACACCACCCUGAGUUUCCUGAACGGGGAAUUCGAAGUGGAACCUGCCUACGGAGAAAAACGUGAGGAGGCACUGCAGAAGGCCGGAUUAACGACGUACUUCAUCGUCAGAGCCUUGAAGCAAUGUCCUCCUCCAGCCGCCAAUAAGAGUUUGGCAUCAUUCACUGGUGAGUCGAUUCGCAACAAGGCUGACGAAGAUGAGGAAGGGCCGGUCGAAGACUCCGAAGACUUUAGGCAGCGACUACGCAAGGAGUUGUGCAGUAGAGAUGGCGGAGCAGAGCUGCGUGGGCACGCGUCCUGGUUCACCCUCCAAUUCAAGGACCCGCAAGUGGAAGACGCUUUCCACAGUGCAAAGGAGGCCUUCUCGCCGCUAUCGCUGCUCGGCGGACCCUUGGUGAUGGUCGCAGCAUCGCCGGUUUGGAGGUUGCAGCCAUGGGGCCCCUUCACGUGGGGUGGGGCCGGGGUGGUGACUCUCUUCGGGGUUGUUUUGGCUGGGGCAACGUGCCUGGGGAGCGCGGUACGCCCGCGUUGGUUCCGGCGGACACUGGCGCUGCUGAUGAUAUUCUCGCUAAGCGUCUUCCUGCUACUGGACAUGGGCAACUGCGCAAUUGUCGAGGAGGUUGAACCACCCACCAAUACCUCGCUAGGUUGGUCCCCCCGCUGCCCGUAUCCCUCCUACUACUCCUAUGUCGGCGUUCUUGCCCUCGUCGUCAUCUCCAUGCCCGCCUACAUCAGCUACCUCGGCAAGGCCCUCCUCAUGAGCAUCCUAGCCAGCGCUCAGUGCAGUGUCAACGUCAUGAUUCUCGGGCCCAGUCUGGACAGGGAAGACCUGGCCAUCUACCCGCCAGGCUCAGUUGCCUUUCCACUCAAGUACGCACUCUCAGCGACGCUGAUACUCAUCACGAUCACCCUCGUUGUCGUCGCAAAAUACACCGAGAAAGCGAGGAGGAUUCUUUACCUACGAGGUAGGGAAGUCGUGGCACAGCGGGAACGCGUCGCUGACAUGAAGCGGAGGAACGGCGCCCUGAUUUACAACAUCCUGCCGCCGCACGUGGCUGCCUAUUUCCUAUCCACUGCCAGGCACCACGAUGAUCUUUAUAGUCAGAGCUACGCCGAGGUCGGCGUCCUCUUCGCGAGCAUGCCCAACUUUGCUGACUUUUAUAGCGAGGAGAGCAUCAAUAACCAGGGACUGGAGUGCCUGAGGUUCCUCAACGAAGUCAUUUCGGACUUUGACGCGAUCUUGGACCAAUCCAAGUUCAAGGAUAUCAUCAAGAUCAAGACUAUCGGUUCCACCUACAUGGCGGCCUCCGGUAUCACCGAGUCCGAUGAGCCUGAGGACGGUCCGAGGUGGGGCCACCUUUCGACCCUGGUUGAGUUUGCUCUCGAACUUAAGAAGGCCUUGUCCAGCAUAAACGAGCAGAGUUUCAACCACUUCGUGCUGAAAAUGGGUAUCAACCAUGGGCCUAUAACCGCCGGCGUUAUCGGUGCUAGGAAACCUCACUACGACAUUUGGGGAAACACCGUGAAUGUUGCUUCUAGGAUGGAGAGUACCGGGAAAGUCGGCUGCAUUCAGGUCACCGACGAGACCCGGAAGAUCUUAGAGCCCUUUGGCUUCGAGUUUGAGCAGCGUGGGCUUGUCUUCGUUAAAGGGAAGGGUCAGCUACUGACGCACUAUCUAGUAGCACGGGACAGCAUUCCCCUGGACCUGGACAGUGAUCUGCCCGUUGAACCAAUUCAUCCGAUCAUCUACCAGUAGAUGAUGGUGUUUGAAAGAAAGCGAAAGAUUUGAUUUACUGUCCUGGUCUCAGGGGAAAGCGUACAGUAGGGCGCGUCACCUUCUGCCGGGGUAAUAAUGGCGGGCUCGAUCCUUGAGGGGUCUGGUUUUCUUUGAUUGUUUGGUUCUUUUUUUACUUUGGUUUCCUACUGCUGGUUGUACACAGUAAUCUCUCAACGUAGACAGUGAUAGUCAUUGCAAGGACGGGUCGGUUUGAAGUGAAUAUCAUCAAUGACGUGAUGGCUUGUUGCGUAACCAGCCUAGUGUACAUUAACGAUAUUUCGGCAAGCAUGGCUUUUGAAUUAGAGCGUUUUUUAUUCAUAGGUAUCGUUUUCUUUUGCCUUCCUUUUACCCUAUCUAUACUUUGGAUAUAUUUAUAGUUCGUUUACAUCCGGACUCAAUGUGUCUGGUACACACACGCGGAUGUGUUGUAGUUGUGUGUAUGUGGGAGAGAAAGAGAGGGGGGCGGGGAAAGAGAAAAAAGAGUAGUGUGACAUCAUCAACCGUUUUGUUUCUUCCGGAGAGUUUAUCAAAAGUUUUGAAAGACAACCAGGUCUUGACGCAAAAUAUUUUAUCAUGGUAAAAAGUAGCAUUUAGCGUUUACCCAUAGAACCACACCUGUAGAAUAUUUUUCCCAACUGCUUGUGUGUAAACUAAAGUUGAAGAUAAUGCGAUCGUCUGGUGACUGGCGACAGUCGAUAAAUGCGAAAGCGAGAGUGGGAGAAUGUUUGUGAUAACCAGUCCACUCGUUAUUUUGCUUAAGUAGAAAUGGCGCUCCCUUCUGUAUUUUUGCCGCCCCUGUAUUCUAGAAAUGUAGCCUUAGCAUCCGUCAUUAAUUAAUGAUUGACGCAUUGUCGCAUAGCUCAUUAUUGACUCUGGAUGACGAAUGUUUUGGAAAAUCGAGAAGACUACUUGAACGCAACAAUUGAAAACACAAGGGUAGAAAAGAUUUCUACGUAGUGCAAUCUGCGAAAAGCUUGCUCAUUUUUUUCUAAGUUUCUAAGCCUCUUUUAUUUCUGCACUUUAGCUUAUUUCUUAUUUCAUCACUGCAGAAGGAGCUUUUUGACAGACUAAUGACUUGGCAUCAGAAACACUAAAGCGGACAAGACCAUACUUGACUAUUUAUUCUGUCACUUAUUUUCUUAUAGAUUAUCUUUAUCUACCCUUUUUUCUUCUUCUUCAACUUGUUCCUCCGGUUAGAUUAUAUAAGUUAUUUCCGCACCAAAGAUAC
This is a messenger RNA of Diprion similis, 5146 nucleotides long. RefSeq names its product adenylate cyclase type 3 (gene Ac3). Lineage: Eukaryota; Metazoa; Arthropoda; Insecta; Hymenoptera; Diprionidae. The record is from RefSeq and is a predicted model, not a curated record. Gene Ontology annotation, biological process: adenylate cyclase-activating G protein-coupled receptor signaling pathway; intracellular signal transduction; cAMP biosynthetic process. Gene Ontology annotation, molecular function: adenylate cyclase activity. The transcript is spliced from 9 exons. Bases 910 to 3897 code for a protein of 995 amino acids.